UGUCUGCCUUGCCCGGCUCGCCUGUCUCUUUGUCUGGCCACAUGGGCUGGGUGGGGAUUUCAGCCUACGGGGGCCCUGAACGUCGCCGCCACACUGGGCUGGGUCUGGGGGGGUCUUUGUUCGCUUGAACUCCACCACGAGAGUCCAGAGGAGGGGAUGGGACUCAGAACUUUGGGCGCCCGGGAAAGUUCUGGAAGACAUGGAACCUCCAGGGAGGCGGUAUCGGACAGUAUGGGAAAAGUUUUCCCUGUUCCUGGCCUCCGGAAAGUCGACGGGAACUUGGGUUGGAGCCGAGCCCAGGGGGAGGGGGCGGGGCCGUGGAGGCUGCUCUCACUCUGCCCCGCCCCCGGCCCAGAUGGGGGAACCCCGGACUGGGGCCCCCCUGGAUGAUGGCGGGGGCUGGACGGGCAGCGAGGAAGGCAGCGAGGAGGGCACUGGAGGCAGUGAGGGCGUUGGAGGUGACGGGGGCCCUGAUGCAGAGGGUGUGUGGAGCCCCGACAUCGAGCAGAGCUUUCAAGAGGCCCUGGCCAUAUACCCUCCCUGUGGCCGCCGAAAGAUCAUCCUGUCAGAUGAGGGCAAGAUGUACGGCCGGAAUGAACUCAUUGCCCGUUACAUCAAGCUGAGGACAGGGAAGACUAGAACUCGCAAGCAGGUCUCCAGUCACAUCCAGGUUUUGGCUCGAAGGAAAUCGAGAGAAAUUCAGUCCAAGCUGAAGGACCAAGUCUCCAAGGACAAAGCAUUCCAGACGAUGGCUACCAUGUCUUCAGCACAGCUCAUCUCUGCGCCGUCCCUCCAGGCCAAGCUGGGUCCUUCUGGCCCUCAGACCACUGAGCUUUUCCAGUUCUGGUCAGGGAGCUCUGGGCCACCGUGGAAUGUUCCAGACGUGAAGCCAUUCUCACAGACGCCGUUCCCCGUGGCCCUGACUCCCCCGUCCACUGACCUGCCAGGGUAUGAGCCGCCCCCAGCCCUCUCUCCCCUGCCUCCACCCGCCCCAUCUCCCCCAGCCUGGCAGGCUCGGGCCCUGGGCACUGCGCGUCUGCAGCUGGUGGAGUUCUCGGCUUUUGUGGAACCGCCUGAUGCAGUUGACUCGUUCCAGAGACACCUGUUUGUCCACAUCAGUCAGCAGUGUCCCAGUCCCGGGGCACCGCCCCUGGAGAGUGUGGAUGUGCGGCAGAUCUACGACAAGUUCCCUGAGAAAAAGGGCGGCCUCCGGGAGCUGUAUGACCGAGGGCCACCCCACGCCUUCUUCCUGGUCAAGUUCUGGGCUGACCUGAACUGGGGCCCAAGUGGCGAAGAGGCAGGGACCAGUGGAGGCAGCGGAGGCUUCUAUGGAGUGAGCAGCCAAUAUGAGAGCCAGGAGCUCAUGACACUCACCUGCUCCUCCAAGGUCUGCUCCUUUGGCAAGCAAGUGGUGGAGAAGGUGGAGACGGAGCGGGCCCAGCUGGAGGACGGGCGCUUUGUGUACCGCCUGCUGCGCUCUCCCAUGUGCGAGUACCUGGUUAACUUCCUGCACAAGCUGCGCCAGCUGCCUGAACGCUACAUGAUGAACAGUGUCCUGGAGAACUUCACCAUCCUCCAGGUGGUGACAAACAGGGACACUCAGGAACUGCUGCUGUGCACGGCCUACGUCUUCGAGGUCUCCACCAGUGAGCGCGGAGCCCAGCACCACAUCUACCGCCUGGUCAGGGACUGAUGGACCUCAUCACCGGUUUUCCUCAGAACACCCCCGUCCCAGGAAGGGCCCUUCGGCUCUCCCUGUGCCCCUCAUUUGGGGGGGCCGGCUCCUAUUACAGGGGAACCCCAAAACUUGGGUGUUGAGCUGAAGGAGCUGAUUUAGAGGUUAGACCUCACAGGGGACGUUUGACAGGGGUUGGGGACAGGAGUGCACACCCACAGGUUCAGCACUGGCCUCUCGGUUGCUCUUCUGGAGAAGGGGGCUGUGGGGGAAUUACUCAUUGCCAUGUACCCUUCCUGCCCUCCCCCAUGUCCGCCUCUCCCACAUACCCUUUCUCUGAUCGGGGAUGUCCCAGCUUGGGGGCAGAGUGGGACCUGGAUUUUUUUUAAUAUAAGGAGAUAUUUAUACACAGUGUUAAGGAUGUAAUGUUAUCUCAGCUAGGCAAGCAGCGGGGUGGGACUUCCUAAUCUCGUCCCCAUUUUAAGUGAGCCACAGACCACCCUGCCACCUUCCUUUCCCCGAGAGUGAUGGUUUAUGUUCCGAAGGAGAAUAAAGCUAUUUUUACCAAAA
Messenger RNA from Mesocricetus auratus (golden hamster), 2245 nucleotides. It is a transcript of the gene Tead2, whose product is annotated as TEA domain transcription factor 2. The transcript has 12 exons. The record is from RefSeq and is a predicted model, not a curated record. Gene Ontology annotation, cellular component: transcription regulator complex. NCBI's taxonomy places the organism in Eukaryota, Metazoa, Chordata, Mammalia, Rodentia, Cricetidae. Gene Ontology annotation, biological process: regulation of transcription by RNA polymerase II; hippo signaling; embryonic organ development. Gene Ontology annotation, molecular function: RNA polymerase II cis-regulatory region sequence-specific DNA binding; DNA-binding transcription factor activity, RNA polymerase II-specific. The coding region runs from base 200 to 1693 and encodes 497 amino acids.